ACUGAUGUGGAUGCGGUCAUGGACUUGGAUCUCAUGCCACUGGCCAUGGACUAGGUUCCACAGGGUACUGACUUCACCAAGGGUUCAUGUUUUACACACAGCUAGAUGGAAAUGGAGUGUGUAUAUUUAUUCAGCUCUUCUUGGACCUCCUACCAGUGACUUAGGCUGAUUUCUCCACCCAUUGUUGACCUCAGCUGGCAAUUUGCCCUGAACAAUCUCCUUAUGCUUUUAAUGGUGAUCUCAUGCUCUGUCCCUGCGGGAGAAGGGGACUUGGGCUGACACUGUCAGGCCGUGUCUGGAUCAGAUGCCUCCCCUCUUUGGCCACCUGAUUUUGCUGAGACAAGGAAGGCUUCGGUGGUUAGCAGUCAAAAAUUUGUGAAAUAAUUGGUCAGGAGAAAGUAGAUCUGCUAUGAGAGGACAGGAGUAGCUAGCUAUCUGCUUACACUGAGAAUCCUUCAAAUUCAUUUAAAUACUGCAGCACAGAAUAGUUUAAACUUGAUUGUAUCUACGUUGUGGAAUUAAUGCAGUUUGAUACCACUAAUUGCCAUGGUUCAAUGGUAUGGAAUUGUGGUAUUUAUAGUUUAACAUCUUCUCUGCCAAAGAGUGCAGGUGCCUCACCAAGCUACAAAACCCAGAUUCCAUAACACUGAGCCAUGGCAGUUUAAGUGUAGUCAAACUGCAUUUAUUCUAUAGUAUGGAUCCACCCCUGUUUUUAAGAGGUUUUCUUCCAGAUCUUAUGUUGGCUUAGGUAAAGGUAAAGGUAAUCCCCUGACAUUAAGUCUAGUCAUGUCAGGGUUGGUGCUCAUCUCCAUUUCUAAGCCGAAGAGCCAGUAUUGUCCAUAGACACCUCCAAGAUCAUGUGGCCAGCAUGCCUGCAUGGAGUGCUGUUACCUUCCUGCCAAAGUGUUACCUAUUGAUCUACUCACAUUUGCAUGUUUUCGAACUGUUAGGUUGGCAGAAGCUGGGACUAACAGCAGAAGCUCCCCCCGCUCCCCAGAUCUGAACCACCGACUUUCGGUCAGCAAGUUCAGCAACUCAGCGGUUUAACCCACUGCCCCACUGGGGGCUCCGUGUUUGCUUAUUCCGAAGUAAAUAUUGCCUCCCAAAUAAAAGUGCAUAAAUUGCAGCCUUGGAUAGUGGUUAAUUUUAGCAAUGCUGAAGUUAAUCUAAUUAUUGAGCCUCUUUUACCCAAAAUGAUACAUAUUUUGUGCCUAUACUCAGCAAUAGCUGUGUUUCUUAAUCUGAUAUCAGAUACCAACCACAAUACAAAAGGGGCACUUAUUUUAGCUCUGAGUCAAAACAGAUUGUUGCUUCAUUUCCCCCAUAUGAUACAACACACAUAGGAAACAUAUAUCUUGAUUUUCCACAUCUUGACAAAAGCCUCCAAAGAAGGAGCUUCCACCACAGCCCGGGGGAGAGAGUUCCACUGACAAACAGCUCUCACAGUGAAGAAAUUCUUCCUGAUGUUCAGGUGGAAUCUCCUUUCCUGUAGAUUGAAGCCAUUGUUCUGUGUCCUAGUCUCCAGGGAAGCAGAAAACAAGCAUGCUCCCACCUCCCUAUGACUUCCACUCACAUAUUUAUACAUGGCUCUCAUGUCUCCUCUCAGCCUUCUCAGAGGGGUAGCAUGACUUCAAAAUGUCCAUCAAGGUGUGCAUGCAUUUUCUCUGUAUUACACUCAUUUUAAUAGAAGGUAAAAUGGAAUAUGCAUCCAAAUGCAAGAGAAUAUGUCCUAUGCACUACAACAGAGAAGCAAUAUUUGUAAACCAGCGUGGGAAGAAAAUCAGAAAGCUAGGUCUCAAUUUUCUUUUGACAAAGGUUGUGCCUGAAGGGUUAAGGCAGCCUUGACGCAAGCAUCUAUUGUCCAAGAAGCUGGAGAGCCAGUUGGUGACAAGAGGCAGAUGCUGAUGAGGGACCAUGUGAGGCUGGCGCAGUGAAUGGGGCUUUAUUAUUGUGUGGGGUCUCUGCUUCUCUCACACUCUUUGCUGCCAGCCAGCACUAGAAGCCAGGGCAUUGCUAAGCAAAGAGAUGCUGUUAUGACCUGUUCCAGGAGCCCUAGCACCGCGAGGUUUAAUGCUCAAGAAAAGGGCCCACUUGCAUAAGGGCCAAGCUUGCCAAAGGAGUAUUCACGACUGCAGACAGCAUAUAUGAGUGGAAGUUCUUGGAAUCCCUCCACAAUUUCAGAGUCAUCUGGACCGUGUUGCUGACAAUAGGAUGACACUUUGCGGACUUUGAGUGGAAAGUCAUUUCAAAGUAGGACCUUUGACGAGAGCCUUGGAAACCAUGUCUCCACUGUAAGAAUCCACAAAGAAGAGGCUUUAAUUUGGGAAUAUAAACAUAGCUUUACUAGAGCUGACCAAUGUAGCCUUUGAGCCUUGUGAGAUAAAUAUCUGGAAGCUGGUGAACUUGGAAAUGUGUAUGCUACAAAAUGCAGAAACAGGCUUUGCUUUCUGCCUUCGACAGAGGAGCCUGACGUCUUCUUCUGCCUAGAACCCAGAUUACAUGUAAUAAGCAACAUAAACAGAUGGGCUGCUCCCUUUGGACUCUAGCAUUGCUUGCCAUAACAGGUGCAAAGUGAGGGUUGCGGACUUCACUCUCUGGGAAAUGUCCUGCCUUCCUGGCGUAUUAUAGCCAUAACGGACACCUAGAAUAGCAGCUUGUAUCAUCCUUUUUGUGUAUGAGCUAAGUAAGUGUCCACCAUGCCUGAGUUGGAGUUAUUGGGGGCACCCAGACCCCCUCCCAAUGCCAACCAGAUCCAAAGGAAUAUCAUGGAAGAACACGUGGAGCUGUGGUGGUUCCAGGAGCCCCGGAAAUCAUCCAUUUGCUAUGGUGUCGCUGUGGUCCUGAUUCUGGCCUGUGGGGUAGGUGGCAUUGCCUUGUUGUACAGCACUAGCAGCCGCUCUGGGGAGUGGAGGCUGGCGGUAGGCACCACGCUAUGCCUGCUGGCUCUCUUGGUGUUGCUGAAACAGCUGCUGAGCUCUGCCAUCCAGGACAUGAAUUGCAUUCGCAGUCGAGAGCAGGUUGAGCUGCUGAAGAGUGGCGGGGCCUCAGACUGUGCUGUGCUGCUGCUGACGGCCCUGGUGCUACUGGUGUGUGGCACAGUGCUCACAGUGUUGUCCACCACCAGCAUGGGCACCAACACAACUCCACGCCCCCUUGCUAGCAUGUUUGUCAGUGGCAUUGUGCUCACAGCCUCUGGAGCAAUCCUCCUGCUCAGUGUGCUCCUGUAUUUCAUGUGGACUUCCUGCUGUUCAGUUGGACCUCGGACCCGGGAUGCUGGCAACAACCAUGCUGUCUUCAUGAUAUCUGGACGCAUCUCAGCUGACCAGCGGCUGCCUCCUACCUCCAGCAUGGCAAAUCUCAUUUAAGCCUCAAAACAACAGACAGUGGCUCCUGUGGGAUUGAAGCUGGACACUGAAGUGGCAUUUGCACUUUACAUCACACUCACACAGAUGGUACUGAGGUGAACCCGGUCACAUCAUAGGCCUUCUUCCACAGGGCUGGGUUGCUGCCAAGGGAGAAGACUGGGCUUGCUGGCACAACUCAGCACCAAAUGCUAUGAGAUGUUUUGACACAGGGAGAAAAAUAAUCAUUGGGGGUUUUUUUAAAGUGGUUUCUGGGAUAACAAAAAUUAAGGAUCUUCAAUUUGAAAUAAGUGUGAUACAAUGUUAUUCAUUUCAGAGAAAUCCAACUUAGCCCUAGUUAUGAUUACUGAAUCUAUCAAUUGCAUUCAAAAGAUCUGGAAACUCACUUUUAUGAAAACAAAAGCUGAAUUUGAUUCACAAUGCCUAUUACUGUGCCCGUGUGGUAUUAUUUUCAGAGCCAUUGAAUGCACACAGCUCUGUUCUUGAUAACCUACUGGUAAUUAUGUAGGUUAAAGACUACGUAAGAACCUAAACAUAUAGGUAGAGAAGUGGCUAAGUUUCACACGAAAUGUUUUAAUCAAUUCUUGUUUUGAUCUUCCUAGCCAGAAUACAGAGGUGGAUGGCAAAGAACACACUGUAAUGUCAAAGGCUUUCAUGGCUGGAAUCAUUGGAGUGUUGUGCGGUUUCUGAACUGUAUGGGCAUGUCCUAGCAGCAUUUUCUCCUGACAUUUUGCCUGCAUAUGUAGCUGGCAUCCUCUGAAGAUGCCAUCCACAGAUGCAGGUAAAACGUCAAGAGGAAAUGUUACUAGAACACAGUCAUACAGUCUGAAAACCACACCACACAACACUGCAAAGAACAUACUAUUUCUAUUCAUUACUGGCAUUUGAGAAGCUCAGUAGGGAAGAGUGAGGCAUCUUGAUCUAAAAGCCCCUGGCAUAAAACCAAAUCUACAGAACAUUUUAGUUGAAGAGAAUUCAUAUACAUGUUCAGUUAUCAAUCUGUGUAUGACCAUUGUGCAUGAAUGAAAGCAUUAGUACAUUAGUACAGGAUAUAAAUUACCAUACAGGAUAUAAAAUCUAUUUGCCAUGCACAAGACCUCUAUGAGAUAUAAAUAAUUGUGAUUGGCUAAGUAUAUUAGAAACUGGCUUGCCUUAAACCCAGAACAAGAUUACUUUGAGGGCAGAUGGGAGAAGGGUUUUUUUCACCCUUCAGAGUCCGAUACAUACAGGCAUAGCUGAGUUUGUUAAAUCCUUAAGGAUUUUACCCCUAAAAGCUACAGACAAUAUAACCAAGGGUAAGUGAUAAGCACUGUGGUCCAAAAUAUACAGGCCAGUAUGUUUUCCACGUCCAUCCAUUUCUAGUUAAAUGUUCCUCAAAAGCUGGGAAAUAAACUCAGAUUAGUGGGUGACCAUAUGUCCAAAAAUUGCUUGAAGCUGGACUCUGUAAAAUGCUGAUAAAAGCAGCAAGAUCCUGUGCUCAUGGAUGGCCAAUUUUAGACAUAUGAGCCACAGUCCUGCAUCAGGAGAUAUAGCUACAACAGACUCCUGUUAACUCCCACCCACUCACCUUUUUCAACUGAAGUUCAUCAUCCACAUCCAUUUUCCAGGUGGAGAGAGUAAGGGGUGGCAACAAACAAACAUCCAGCUCUUUUCCUGUAGUGGGAUACAGUUCACAGGCAUCGCCAAGAAGCUCUGCAGUUUCUUCAGGUGUCCCAUUUGUUGAUGUAAAUGCUUUUUUCCAACUGUGGGAAGACAGCUGGCUGAUUCUCUGUUGGGUCUCCACUGAGCAAUAAAUGGCUGUGCUUUCAGGACUGCAGCUAAGGUGAGUUUGGGAGGGAUGCAGUCAGCAGAGAAAUCUGGACUCAACAAUGACCAAAAGUGAUUUGCCUAUGUCCAACAUAUUUCACAAUAAUUCACAAUUGUAUGCCAGUCAUGUUUAGGUGGCAUCAAUUGCCUCAUCAGGAUCCUGUUCUAAAAAUGGUAUAGGAUCCACUCCCUUCUCUUCUUUUUUUGUAUCUAUAGCAAAAAUGUUAGACAGAAUCAACAGGUCUUACUCAUCCUGUGACAAGGAGACCUAAAUUUGAUUUUUGAAUCCGAGUGUAAUUUUGGCUAGUAUUCAGUCUGAGCCAAUUCAUGGCUUGCACCAGGAAUGGUUUUAUGUUUCAUGACCAAGACAAGAAUUAUUUCCUUCUGACUUGGAUUUGAUGCAAAUAAGUAGUGAAAGAAGCAAUGUUUCCCACAGCUGAUAUAAUAGGGGAAGAGUCACUGAAAGAUUUAAGAGAAGCAGGGGAAUAAUUUCCCAGGAUCAUACAACGGAGGCUGAUGCUGUUUAUUGUUUUCUCUUAUAAUAAACAAAAGAACAUAUAGGCAUGCCUGAAUUUGCUAAAAUGAAAUCUACAAUUCUGACUGAAGAAACCCCAAAUUGUGCAGAUUCAUUCACAUGUUACUUCCAUUUCUAAUGCAGUUUCUGUCAACUUUUUUUGAAUCAAGGCGCAAGGAAGCUGGGAAUGAGGCAUGUCUAAUGCUAUGCUGGCAGAGACCUGGAGGGAGUCUUAGCACCUGUAAAUCCUGCCCAAUCCCCUUCAUUCUUAGCUGUACUACAAUGCACCAGGCAGGUUACCUAUAUCUAUGCUUCACUUUCAAGUGUCUCUGGCAGCCUCUAUAUGCUAGUUAUAAGAAAAAGAUUGUGUUGACCAGCCUUCUCAUCCUUUUAAAUCUCCUUUUAAUUCAUUUGUGUGUACAAAAAGGAGUGUGAAAUAAAAUCCAGAAAUUUUAA
Messenger RNA from Anolis carolinensis (green anole), 6138 nucleotides. RefSeq names its product transmembrane protein 125 (gene tmem125). The record is from RefSeq and is a predicted model, not a curated record. The transcript is spliced from 2 exons. Lineage: Eukaryota; Metazoa; Chordata; Lepidosauria; Squamata; Anolidae. The coding region runs from base 2697 to 3365 and encodes 222 amino acids.